AGGGGAUUCCAGCGUGCGAUGGUCAAAUCAAUGACCUUGGCUGCAAAGAUUCCACAUUUUCAUUAUGUAGAAGAGAUAAAUUGUGAUGCACUUGUGGGGCUUAAAGCUUCUUUUCAAAAUGCAAAUUCUGAUCCAGAUGUCAAGCACACUUUUCUUCCAGUCUUGAUAAAGUCGCUCUCAUUGGCAUUGAGUAGACAUCCGUUGCUAAACGGUUCCUUCAAUGAGGAAUUGCAUGAGGUCACCUUUAAAGGCUCCCACAAUAUUGGAAUUGCCAUGGCUACAUCAUAUGGUUUAGUUGUACCAAACAUAAAGAAGGUUCAGUCACUUUCGAUCUUGGAGAUAACAAAGGAACUGUCUCGGCUACAUCAGUUGGCUUCAGCUAACAAGCUUACUCCUGAUGAUAUAUCUGGUGGAACCAUAACUUUGAGCAAUAUUGGAGCAAUUGGUGGAAAGUUUGGAUCGCCCCUCGUCAAUUUGCCUGAAGUUGCCAUCAUUGCAAUUGGCCGAAUCCAGAAAGUUCCUCAUUUUGCUGAUGAGGGAAAUGUGUAUCCAGUGUCAGUCAUGACUGUAAACAUUGGUGCUGAUCAUAGAGUUCUGGACGGAGCAGCUGUUGCAAGAUUCUGUAAUGAGUGGAAGCUAUUUAUUGAAAAACCAGAGCUGCUCAUGUUGCAUAUGAGAUGACUGAUCGUUAACUCGACCAGCACCAUUAGUGCCCGUCUCCAUCCUCUGUAACUGCACAUUCUCCGCUAAAUCGACUUUUAGUUGAUGAUCUUUGUUUUCCAUAGUGAAUGGAGAUGCAACCCUUAGGAUAUGGCAAUACCAGCCUGGAAUAAAAUUUCUCUCUGCAUGACCUAUUGGGGUUUAAGUAUUCUUGUUUCCCAUGUGAUGGGUUUGGAAUUGUUGAGAAGCAAGAGCAUUCAAUCAUGUUCUUGUAAUCUGUUGUAACAAGCCUUGUAGACUGUUAGCAAUAAUAAAAAGUUUCAAGUUAUGCUUUUGCCAUUGUGCUGCCCAAUCUUG
Ilex paraguariensis (yerba mate) is the source of this 1017-nucleotide messenger RNA. NCBI's taxonomy places the organism in Eukaryota, Viridiplantae, Streptophyta, Magnoliopsida, Aquifoliales, Aquifoliaceae. The record is from the annotation of a GenBank genome assembly.